This is a messenger RNA of Miniopterus natalensis, 3947 nucleotides long. The record is from RefSeq and is a predicted model, not a curated record. NCBI's taxonomy places the organism in Eukaryota, Metazoa, Chordata, Mammalia, Chiroptera, Miniopteridae.
GCCUGUAACCGAGGUACAUGCCCUUGGCUGGAAUCAAACCCAGAUCUUUAUUGAGCACCUACUAUGUGCCAGGCCCUGUUGUAGGCUGUGGAGACAGAACAGUUGACAAAGCAGACAGAAAUCUGUGCCUUCAUGGAGUUUACAUUCUAGCAGGUGAAGGCAGACAAUACACAAAAUAAAGGAUCAUGGCUGCAGGAGUCUUGCCUCAGCAUGAACAACCAUAUUCUACUCUGGUGACUAACAGUGGGCAUGCUGCAAACGUGAAAGGUAAUUCAGGACGUCCAACACCAAAGUAUACAAAAGUCGGAGAGCGUUUACGGCAUGUCAUUCCUGGACACAUGGCCUGCUCCAUGGCAUGUGGGGGCAGAGCAUGCAAGUAUGAAAAUCCAGCCCGAUGGAGUAAGCAGGAGCAGGCCAUUAAGGGGAUCUACUCUUCCUGGGUCACUGAUAGCAUCCUGGCCAUGGCUCGCCCAUCCACUGAGCUCCUUGAGAAGUACUGCAUCAUUGAGCAGUUUCGGAGCCAUGGCUUAAAAACAAUCAUUAACCUGCAGCGGCCGGGUGAGCAUGCCAGCUGUGGGAACCCUCUGGAACAGGAAAGUGGUUUCACAUACCUUCCUGAGGCUUUCAUGGAGGCUGGCAUUUAUUUCUACAAUUUUGGAUGGAAGGAUUAUGGUGUAGCAUCGCUUACCACCAUCUUAGAUAUGGUGAAGGUAAUGACAUUUGCCUUACAAGAAGGAAAAGUAGCUAUCCAUUGUCACGCAGGGCUUGGUCGAACAGGUGUUUUAAUAGCUUGUUACUUAGUUUUUGCGACAAGAAUGACUGCUGAUCAAGCCAUUGUAUUUGUUCGGGCAAAGCGUCCCAAUUCCAUUCAAACUCGAGGACAGCUACUGUGUGUGAGGGAAUUUACUCAGUUUCUGAUUCCUCUUCGCAACAUAUUCUCUUGCUGUGACCCCAGAGCACAUGCUGUCACCUUAACGCAGUAUCUGACGCGCCAGCGACAUUUGCUUCAUGGUUAUGAGGCACGACUUCUGAAACAUGUGCCAAAAAUUAUUCACCUCGUGUGCAAAUUGCUGCUGGACUUAGCUGAAAACAGACCCAUAGUGACAGAAGAAGUGGUAGAAGCACCUGGCCUCUCUGCCGAAAUUGAAAAGACUGUUUCUGAGGCGGUUACGAUGCAGCUGGAUAGAGAUUUGCUGAGGCACGACAGUGAGGCCUCGGACUUCUUCACCCCCACUGCAGUGGCUGCGGAUGUCGAGAAUCAGGAUGUGAUUCUUUCCAGUGAGCAAGAGUUUGACCCUCUUUGGAAGAGGCGGAAUGCAGAGUGUCUUCAGCCCCUGACUCGCCUGAAAAGGCAGCUCAGCUACAGUGACUCAGAUUUACAGAGAGCCGAGUCAGUUUUGGAGCAGUUGGGGACUCCAUGGACAGUGCCUGCUCAGGUCUCGUUCUGCCACAACCCCAGGCAGCAGAUGCCCAUAGGGCACUGUGACACCCCACAGACUGCACAGCUGGAUUUCAGUGACGAAAUGCUGGUCCACAACACAUUUUCUUUCUGGAAUCCGUCUAAAUUUGGAGGCUUACAACAACUCAAAGAUGAUGGUUCACCAAUUUUCCAAAGGAAGAAUAUUCCGAAGGAAGCACAGCGGAGCAAAACCUUCUCUUCAGGUGUUUCAGGGUCACACAACCCUGGGGAGCCUGUUACACUCAACGUUGCAGAUAUCCCCAAGGAACCACACUGUCCUCUCCAGCAGGGGACCCUGUGUCGAUGUGAAGUUCAUGGUGGCUGCAGCAGCCCUAUGGACUGUGGCUCCAGCCCCAAAGCACAGUCCUUGGCUGGACCUAAAACCCAGAACAGCAAAGAUGUGCCUGAAGUCGCCCCACACACUGCUCUGCCGUCUGAAUUGAGUGUUGAGGAAAGAAGGAUACUGGCAGCCAAAGCCCUGGCGAACUUAAGUGAGUUUGCAGAAAAGGAGGAAGUGAAAAGGAAGGUAGAAAUAUGGCAGAAAGAACUAAAUUCCCGAGACGGAGCUUGGGAAAGAAUAUGUGGUGAAAGGGAUCCUUUCAUCCUGUGCAGUUUGAUGUGGUCGUGGGUGGAGCAGCUGAAGGAGCCUGUAAUAACCCAAGAGGACGUGAACAUGUUGGUUGACAGACGUGCGGACACUGCAGAAGCACUGUUUCUAUUAGAGAAGGGCCAGCACCAGACAAUUCUUUGCGUGUUACACUGCAUCGUGAGCCUGCAGACAAUUCCCAUAGACUUGGAGGAAGCCGUCCUUGCCCGUGCCAUUCAAGCUUUCACUAAGGUUAAUUUUGAUUCUGAAAAUGGACCAAUAGUUUACAACACCCUAAAGAAAAUAUUUAAGCACAUACUUGAAGAAAAAAGAAAAAUGACAAAAGAUAGCCCUAAGGCUAGUGUUUAGUGCAGCUGACUUUCCCUUCAUGGUGAAUAUCUCAGACCAGAAGAUCCAGGUGGCAUUUCUGUUCAUCGGUGAACAUUUUCAGGAGUGGAGCUGCUGCAUCUCCUAGCACUUACUUCAGUGCUUUUGGUUUGUGCUAAGAGUGACUGUUUCUGUUUGGAGCAAUUAUUUAUUUUAAAAUAUUGUUGAGCUACCUUUUUGUGUUGAAAAAUUGCUAUGAAGUUGCUGCCACUUUUAUUUAUUUAACUGAAUUAAUGUUGUUGUAUUAAUAUUUCCUUAUUCUUUUUGACAUUAUGGGAAAAGUUGUAACUCUUCUUUCCAAACAGUUACCUUGUUGACAGAACUCUUUCUACAGUUUUUACCAAAUAUAUGUCAGUAGUAAAACCUACUGUGUAUCCAUCCCUGAUGCAUGAAGUAAGGAAGUCACCAAGUGUCUUAAACCAAGUGUUUUCUAUUUCUUAAUAAGCCUGUUGAUACAUUUUAAAAGGUUUUUUUUUAAUUGUUGAUUUUUUUCUUCUUUUUAUAAAUGUGACAAAGGGUUUCAAAGUGUAUUAUUUUUCAAAGUAGUUUAGUUUUAUGUUAAUGGAAUGACUGUGAGAUGGUUGGAUUUUGUUACUUGUAGAAAGGAGAUUUGCUCUGGCUUCUAGACGAUGUUGCCAACCUCUGCUGUCACAGGACACUAGUGGUUCUCACACAUCAAGCCUUAUUCCCACUCCCCUGGGCUGCUGCUGAGCCGAAGAGCAUCUUUACAAAGGAACUGGGAUCAGCGGAGGCGCUGUGGGAAUCGCUCUGAAGCAGGACCUCACAGAACGGUCCGUCUCACGGGGUGGGCUCUGUGGCCCUGCUCUCCAGGCGCUGUAGCUGCUCCCCAGAGCCAUGUCUGUUCAUGCUGACAGUGUGACAGUGUGAGAUCUGGCCCAUGCCUCCCAGUCUGCCAUACUAUAGACCAAGUUGCCUUUGACUGCCUUUUGUCUAGGAUUAGUAAGAUUUUUAAAUUGAUUUUGAUCCACUUAUGUUACAUUCACCCUACUGGCUUUAGAUAAGAAGUAACCUCCUGAACUAGUUCCUUGCAGAACCAAACUCUCAUUCAGCUGUUGAAGCCAUAACUAAUAUUCAAAUAAAUGGGUGGGGGGGUACCAUAGGCCAAGCCAAAGAGAAUCGAAGUUUUUCCCAGUAAAGGUGAUAUUAAUCAAACCAUUUUCAGACUAAAGAAGUUACUACUUACUCAUAAAGACAGAAUGUCAGGAAAAGCUCAUUUACAACAAAUGAAAUUUCUCCAACUUCUGCAUUUGUGAAUCAAGCACAUUAAAAAUAUUGUAGUCAUUAUCAGCCUUACUAACUGGUGGCAAACACUAAAUGCCAUUUUCUCCCACCUUGUUUGACUUUUCUUAGGAAAUCAAAUCCAAUGAAUUUUAAUGAACUGGGUUGCCCAUUCCUGAUAUUUCUCAUUUUCAAGUGCCUGAUCUGAGAAAGUAGGAGAGAAAACAAUUACAUUUUAUCCAAAGAUAUGUUAUUAAAAUGUUUUGUACCCAAAAA